Messenger RNA from Microtus ochrogaster (prairie vole), 4085 nucleotides. It is a transcript of the gene Usp2, whose product is annotated as ubiquitin specific peptidase 2. The record is from RefSeq and is a predicted model, not a curated record. Gene Ontology annotation, molecular function: cysteine-type deubiquitinase activity. Lineage: Eukaryota; Metazoa; Chordata; Mammalia; Rodentia; Cricetidae. Gene Ontology annotation, biological process: protein deubiquitination.
AGUAUGCAGUAACAUUAAGCCUUCCCUAAAAUCUGAAAACUGGUAUGCUGCCUUUCCCCGUGACGUGACCCUCCAGCUGCCCGGACCUCUUACAUUCCAGUCCACUUCUUUCCUUGAGCCACAGGCUCCAAACAGGCGUGCUUUUGCUCCACGUGGGUCUAUGUAUAUAUUGGUUGCCUGGGAGACUCACGCCGGGCGGGGCUAUAUUGACGCCACAAUAGAAACAAGCCAAUAGCCGUGACGUAUGUCAGUGACGCGACGCGGGGUGGGGCUUUCCUGGCCCGGGCGCAAUGAGGCGGCUGCCCGCUGGGUGGCGCCGAUUUCCCGGGGAGGUCCUUUCUGGGCCCCCGGCGGAGGUGGGGGAGAGGCGGGCAGGCACCGAGCGAGGCCAGGGAGCCCUCUGCGUCAGCCACUGCUCGCUGCUCCGCGCCAGUACCAGCCAGGACUCAUCCGCAGCUCCAUGCUUGUGCCCGGUUCGACUCGUCCAUCCUCCGAGAAGAGGCAGCCCAUGAGGCUCCCAGUACCCACUGAGUGCCACCCUGAAGGAUGUCCCAGCUCUCCUCCACCCUGAAGCGCUAUACAGAGUCGUCCCGCUACACAGAUGCCCCUUAUGCCAAAUCGGGCUAUAGCACCUACACCCCCUCUUCCUAUGGGGCCAACCUGGCCACCUCCUUCCUGGAGAAGGAAAAACUUGGUUUCAAGCCGGUCUCCCCAACCAGCUUCCUCCCUCGGCCCCGAACCUAUGGCCCCUCCUCCAUCCUGGACUAUGACAGGGGCCGCCCCCUGCUGAGACCUGACUUCAUUGGGGGUAGUAAGCGCGCUGAGAGCCAGACCCGGGGCAAUGAAAGGCCUUCAGGCAGCGGACUCAACGGAGGCAGUGGAUUCAUGUAUGGAGUGACCAGCAACUCCCUCAGCUACUUGCCCAUGAGUGCCCGAGACCAGGGGGUGACCCUGAGCCAGAAGAAAUCGAACAGCCACUCAGACCUGGCCCGGGAUUUCUCCAGCCUCCGGACCUCAGAUAGCUACCGGACUUCAGAUGGCUACCGGACCUCAGAUGGCUACCGGAUAGACCCGGGGAACCUGGGCCGCAGCCCCAUGCUGGCCCGCACCCGUAAGGAGCUCUGUGCCCUGCAGGGCCUCUACCAAGCAGCCAGCCGCAAUGAGUACCUAACAGACUACCUGGAGAACUAUGGUCGCAAGGGCAGUGCACCACAGGUGCUCACGCAAGCCCCUCCCUCCCGAGUCCCUGAAGUCCUCAGUCCCACCUACCGACCAAGUGGCCGCUACACACUGUGGGAGAAGGGCAAGGGCCAGGUCUCUGGGCCCAGCCGCUCCAAUUCCCCAGGGCAAGACGCCAUGAAUUCGAAGAGUGCCCAGGGUCUGGCUGGUCUUCGAAACCUUGGGAACACGUGCUUCAUGAACUCAAUUCUUCAGUGCCUGAGCAACACCCGAGAGUUGAGAGAUUACUGCCUUCAAAGGCUAUACAUGCGGGACCUCGGCCACACCAGCAGCGCACACACAGCCCUCAUGGAAGAGUUUGCAAAACUAAUCCAGACCAUAUGGACGUCAUCCCCCAAUGAUGUGGUGAGCCCGUCUGAGUUCAAGACCCAGAUUCAGAGAUACGCACCACGCUUUGUCGGCUAUAAUCAGCAGGAUGCUCAGGAGUUCCUUCGCUUCCUCCUGGAUGGGCUCCACAAUGAGGUGAACCGGGUGACAGUGAGGCCGAAGCCCAGCCCUGAGAACCUUGAUCACCUCCCGGAUGACGAAAAGGGGCGGCAGAUGUGGAGAAAGUAUCUAGAGAGGGAAGACAGUCGGAUUGGGGAUCUCUUUGUUGGGCAGCUGAAGAGCUCCCUGACGUGCACUGACUGCGGCUACUGCUCCACAGUCUUCGAUCCCUUCUGGGACCUCUCGUUGCCCAUUGCAAAGAGAGGUUAUCCUGAGGUGACAUUAAUGGAUUGCAUGAGGCUCUUCACCAAAGAGGAUGUGCUGGAUGGGGACGAAAAGCCAACAUGCUGCCGCUGCCGAGCCAGAAAACGAUGUAUAAAGAAGUUCUCUGUGCAGAGGUUCCCAAAGAUCUUGGUGCUCCACCUGAAGCGAUUCUCGGAAUCCAGGAUACGAACCAGCAAGCUCACAACAUUUGUGAAUUUUCCACUAAGAGACCUGGACUUGAGAGAAUUUGCUUCAGAAAACACCAACCACGCUGUUUACAACCUUUAUGCUGUGUCCAAUCACUCCGGAACCACCAUGGGAGGCCAUUAUACAGCCUACUGCCGAAGUCCAGGAACGGGCGAAUGGCACACUUUCAAUGACUCCAGUGUCACACCCAUGUCCUCCAGCCAAGUGCGCACCAGCGACGCCUAUUUGCUCUUUUAUGAACUGGCCAGUCCACCCUCCCGUAUGUAGCAUUGCGGAGCUACAGCCCUUCCCUCUUCCCUGUGGCAGCCCCACGUCCUAAGUUUUUUAAAAAUUCAGAAAAAAAAAACACCACAAAAAAAACAACAAAAUCCUGACAAGUAAGAGAAAAAUAAAAUAAAGCUGCCGAGCAGAAGUUGGUCCGGCCUGGUCGGGGUCUGGAGCAAGGAGCCAGGUGCCCCUGAGCCACGGCGCAUCAGGGAAGACGGACUCAUGUAGAGACGACAGCAGUGUUCCUCAGCUCCUCGGCUUCUCUUGUAAGCAUUUUUAAGUUUGCGGUUUUUUCCUGUGUGUAAUAAACAACAGCAGUCUGUGGGGAGAAGAUCCUCAGGCCACCUGCUGCCCUCUCCUGCCCCACACCUUCUGGGAGGACAGCGCCCUCUGGAGCCUGCUGGGAGCAUCGCUGCUGGAUUGAGUUAGGGAGGAGCCUGUGCCGAAUGCCCCCUGGACCUGCUCACCAGCCCAGAAAGGAAACACCCAUGAGCCAAGAGCCCUCUUAACGCUGCUAAGUCCAGGGGUACAGAUGAGGGGGACAUCUUUGAAAAAAAGCUGGUUUGGGUUUUCAAAAGCCCAACAUUUUUAAAAAAUUAACUGUAACGAACAUGUUCCGACUGGAGACGCCGUCCUUCACACCUCUUCACAGCUGGGACUUCGGGCUGGCCCUCCCUUUUUGUUUUUGUUGGGUUUUGGUUUGGGGGGGGGGGUUCUUUUUUUCCCUUCUCCAAAUGCAACUUCCCUAAUGCUGGCCUCUGUGGUGUUAGGUGAGUGUCAGCCAGGCCCAAGCAGAGUCACAGUAGACCUGGAAUCUAAGUAAGUUUUCUGUUUCAAAAUGUGUUUUUUUCUUUUUUAUGUUUUGGAUGGAAUCUAGUUGCCUCCAAGAUUUGUGCCUUAUACCAUUUGGGGACCAGGGGGUAACUUCCCCUUCCUGAGAUAUCCCUCAGCUGUUUCCCGUUAUCCCAGUGCCAUGUUCAAAGACUCCUGGGGAAAUAAGGUGCUGCCUUUAGCCCCCGGUUUGUUGUGCGUUGCAGUGAGGUUAAGCGGGAAAUGGGUAAAGGAUAUUUCUUCAGAUAGUGUAUCUAGCUCUUCCUGCUGUCCACUCACCCGCCCCUGGUCUACUCCCCAGCUGUUUGAAGGACAGUCCAGGCCCCUUGUCCCUAGAGCUUCACCUUUAAUUUAUUCUCCUCUUAAUGCCCCUGUCCCCAAGCUUCCUGCCACCUGUCCCCUUUCUCAGAGUCUCCUGGACAAAGGCCCUCUGGACUGAGCUGCUCAGGGACACCCAUGCCACCCCUAACCCUCUCUCGGCAUCAGUCUUUGGUCCUACCCUAGGAGCUAAAGCCUGGAUGUCUGGGGCUGUCUCGUAGGAUUCUUUCCCGUGGACUUGAUUGGCCCUCAGUCAUUAGGCAAAACUCCACACUGUCCCAAGAGCCAAGCUAUUCAGCACUAAGGUGUUUUGCACACGCCCACAGGUGGGCCCGAUAAUGCCCUCAGAACCUGGAGUGCUUGAGGCACCCGAGAAAGACACCCUGAGUUUACCUGGCCUGGUACCCUUCUCUAGGGAAGACUGUGAACUGAGCCUAAGGGCUGGUGUACACUUGUUUACUAUGUAAGCAAGAGGCAAAUGGCUGUUGUACAGUGGAGCCUUGUACAGAAUAAAUAGUAGCUUUGAGAACGAA